AUGGAGCAGCAGCAAGACCAGACUCAGGAUGAGAAGCCCAACCCGCCGCCCGCCCAGGCAACCCUCCAUGAGGUGCGGACUGCCGAAAACAGUGCUGCCUACCUGCUGCCCAAGCUGCAGUCUAUGAAAGAGGCCAAACCGCAAUUGGCGCUUUUGGAUGUCGGGGCCGGCUCCGGCACCAUCUCCGUGAGUUUCGCAAAGCUCAUCCCCGGCGGCCACGUUACCGGCAUCGACCUCAAUCCUAACAUCCUGCCACGGGCAAGGGCCGUCGCCGAAAUGGCUGGGGUCAAGAACAUCGACUUCCAGCAGGGCAGCGUCUACCAGCUCCCUUUUGCCGAUGAGACAUUCGACGUCACCUUCUGCCAUCAGGUGCUAAUUCACAUUGGCAACCCGUGGGAUGCGCUGCGUGAAAUGCUCCGAGUCACCAAGCGAGGCGGAGUGGUCGCCGCCCGCGAAGGUGACUAUGAGAGCGAGUGCGUUUGGCCCGAACUUCCCGAGCUGGCCAAGUUCCACAAGCUCAUGGCGGGUCUGAUGAGGUCUGGGGGUGGCACGCCCAAUGCAGGCCGACAGCUGCUUUCUUGGGCCCUCAAGGCCGGUGUCGAACCAAGCCAGGUGACGCUCAGCUAUAGUCCAUUGUCAUACGACACACCAAGCAGGAGGCAGACCUGCUCCCGGGGCUUGUGUGAACAGCUACGAGGCGGUCCUAUGCGCGAGAAAGCCAUCAAAUUCGGUCUAGCGACCGAGGGUGAUUUCGAAGGAAUGACCAAAGCUUGGGAAGAGUGGGCGAAGAGAGAUGAUGCAAGCUUGGCCAUGCUCAAUGGAGAAAUCCUCGUACAAAAGUAA
Fonsecaea erecta is the source of this 843-nucleotide messenger RNA. RefSeq lists its product as hypothetical. Lineage: Eukaryota; Fungi; Ascomycota; Eurotiomycetes; Chaetothyriales; Herpotrichiellaceae. The coding region runs from base 1 to 843 and encodes 280 amino acids. The transcript has 2 exons. Gene Ontology annotation, molecular function: methyltransferase activity. The record is from RefSeq and is a predicted model, not a curated record.